AUGUCUACACAAUUUAGGAAGUCAAAUCAUAAUAGUCAUAGCAGUAAAAAACUAAAUCCUGCGCUAAAGUCCAAAAUAGACACACUUACAGAAUUGUUCCCUGACUGGACGAGUGAUGAUUUAAUUGAUAUAGUUCAAGAAUAUGAUGAUUUGGAAACCAUAAUUGACAAAAUUACAUCAGGAGCAGUGACAAAAUGGGAUGAAGUAAAGAAACCUGCUAAGAAGGAAAAACACGAGAAGAAAGAACAGCAACACCCAUAUGUCCCUCAACAACAUUUGCCAAACCCUGAAGAUGAUAUCACGUAUAAGAGUCCUAUUAAUAGCAAUUCUUUUACUUCUACCAAGCAUAACAGCAGUAACAACUAUACUCAAGCUAAAAAUAAAAAGAAGGUACAAACACCACGAGCCCAUCCAACUGGCAAGCAUGUCAAUAUCGACAAGGGAAAACACGUUCCAUCUAAGCCUGUUUCAAAUACUACAUCGUGGGCAGCAGCCGUUUCUGUAGAUAGUAUCAAAUAUGACGUUCCUCAAAAUUCAAGUACUAACGAUAAUGAGGUAGAAUUUGAAGAAGAAGAACAGGACCAAGAAAACGAACAAGAAAAUGGGCAAUCAGAAGAACAGCAGCAACAAGAGGAAGAAAAUAACAAAGAAGAAUACAAACACAUAGAACAACCUUCAUUACUUUCAAAGAAAACGUCUAAGACAUUUGCCUCUCAACCAAAAAAAAUGACAUGGGCUGCUAUUGCUACACCCAAACCGAGAACUGUUAAGAAGACUGAAUCUCCUCUUGAGAACGUCGAUGAAUUGAAGAAAGAAAUAGUUGAAAUUAAGGAAGGUGAGCAAAAAGAGGAAUAUGGCGAAGAACAAGCCAAUGAACAAGAAGUCGCUGAAAGGCAAGAAAAGGAAGUCGCUGAACCGUCUGAAGAAAGUGACGAAAAAGCUUCUGAAUUCGAAGAAGAAAAAGUAGAAGUAGAAGAUCAAGAAGAAGAAGAGGAACCAGAAGAACAAGAACAGCAACAGGAACAGCAACAGGAACAGCAACAAGAACAACAACAGGAACAGGAACAGCAACAAGAACAAGAGCAAGAAAACAUUGCCGUACCAGAAGAGAAUGUUGCCGUUGUUGAAGAAAGAGUUGAGAUUGGUGCUAUUAUCUCAGAGCCUUCUGAAGGACAAACUAAUGCUCUUCCUCAGCCACAACAACAACAGCAACCUAUUCAAUCUCAAGCUCAAGAAGAACAACUAUCUCAAAACUACUACACCCAACAGCAACAGCAACAAUAUGCUCAACAACAGCAUCAGUUGCAACAGCAAUACCUAUCCCAACAGCAGCAGUAUGCUCAGCAACAACAGCAACCUCAAUCACAAUCACAACAACAACAACAACAACAACAACAAUCACAACAAAGUCCACAAAGUCAAAAACAAGGAAACAAUGUGGCUGCUCAACAAUACUACAUGUACCAGAACCAAUUCCCUGGUUAUUCCUAUCCAGGUAUGUUCGAUUCGCAAGGAUACGCUUAUGGUCAACAAUACCAACAACUUGCUCAAAACAACGGUCAAACAACCGCUAACGCCAAUCAAUACAAUUUUCAACAAGGUUAUGGUCAAGCUGGCGCCGCCACUGCUGCCGCUGCUAACCUGAAUAGCGCCGCUGCCGCUGCUUCUCCAGCUGCAGCCCAUGCCCAACCUCAACAACAGCAACAGCAACCUCAGCAGCAACAACAACAGCAGCAACCAUACGGUGGCUCAUUCAUGCCAUAUUAUGCACACUUUUACCAACAAUCAUUCCCAUAUGGUCAGCCUCAAUAUGGAGUAGCUGGUCAAUAUCCAUACCAAUUGCCAAAAAACAACUACAAUUACUACCAAACUCAAAACGGUCAAGAACAACAAAGCCCAAGCCAAGGUGUUACACAACAUGCUGAAGAUACCCAACAAAAGCAGUCACAGCAAUCACAACAGCAGCAACCUCAAGGUCAACCUCAAUCAGAAGCUCAAAUGCAAACUGGCCAACCUGUUAACCCACAACAGCAAAUGCAGUUUCAACAAUACUACCAAUUUCAACAGCAGCAACAGCAAGCUGCUGCCGCUGCCGCUGCUGCUGCUGCACAACAAGGCGUACCAUAUGGUUACAACGGUUAUGAUUACAAUUCUAAGAAUUCAAGAGGUUUCUAUUAA
Molecule: messenger RNA, 2178 nt
Organism: Saccharomyces kudriavzevii IFO 1802
Lineage: Eukaryota; Fungi; Ascomycota; Saccharomycetes; Saccharomycetales; Saccharomycetaceae
Gene: DEF1
Product: DNA damage-responsive RNA polymerase-degradation factor DEF1
Exons: 1
Coding region: 1-2178 (725 amino acids)
Molecular function (GO): ubiquitin binding
Source: RefSeq, a predicted model, not a curated record